This is a messenger RNA of Schizophyllum commune H4-8, 1848 nucleotides long. RefSeq lists its product as uncharacterized. The record is from RefSeq and is a predicted model, not a curated record. Lineage: Eukaryota; Fungi; Basidiomycota; Agaricomycetes; Agaricales; Schizophyllaceae. The transcript is spliced from 8 exons. Bases 1 to 1848 code for a protein of 615 amino acids.
AUGUCUGCCUCCCGGGCGUCUUCAGUACGCAGGGUGCGCUCAGAGAACGACGUGUCGAGCGCGGACGCGUCACCGGUUAGCUUCCUUCCUGCCGGCACAGCUAUAGCAUUGCACAUAACGCCGCCGACGCCGCCUGCCUCGCCGCCUGCACCGCGCCGCGCCUCGAACGAGGAUAUUUCGGCCCUUUCAAUACCUCAGCAAGCCCUCACGCGGCCUGAGAGGGUGCACGAUUCCCCUCCCUCCUCGCCGCCAGCUGUGGCGCAGGGGAACGCAGGACCGGCAGCAAGGCCGCCCCGCCCAUCGAUCGCCACCUUCCGCCAUGAUCGCUCGCUAUACACACGCGCGCGUGAGUUCUUUGGCUAUGGCAGGGACGGCUCGCGCGAGCGACGCGCACUUGUCGGGCUCUACUGGCGCCUGAUCUGGGGUCUCAUACAGAUCACGGUUGUUAUCAUCUUGCUGGCUAUCGCGGGGCACACGAAGAGUCCGAGCCCGUACAAGGACUCGAAUGAGUGGGUGGCUUGCGAUCGGCCGUUGGGAGCGUGGGCGGUGGUGUGGGCGGCGCGCGUCGUGUUCGCGUGUGGGAUGCACUACUGGGGAUGGACGCGGGAUAAAGCACAGCAUCUUCGCGCCGAUCAAGAAAGUCGACCUGACAUGUCCCUCGCAACCUUCCAGCCGCCACUGGCCCAUGAGCCGCGGUCCGCGCGCUUCCGGGCCCCUCCCCAGGCUUCCGCUUCUCAAUCCUCCGCUUCUGCCGAGGCCCCGCCUCUGCCGAAUACUCGGCUUUACGCUCGGAUGAACACCCUCGUCUCCCUCCUCACCCUGAGCUGGUUCCUCACCGCGCAUAUCCUCGAAUACACCUCCGUCGACACCUGCCGACAUGAUGCGCCACACAUCUGGUGGCUCAUCUUCGGCAUCCUCUGCAUCAUGUACCUCAUGGUUUUGGAGGUGCUUGCACUUGGCAUUGAUCGGAUGCUAACUAUCGACUAUAGCAUGGUCGUAUUCAUAAUUGCGCCCGUCCUCUUCCUCUUUUGGAACAUCUUCCUCAUCUGCCUCGGUCGACACCCAAUGCAAGCCGGCGCGCCCCUCCGUCCGGCCAUUGGAAAGUUGCCAAAGGAUGCGGUCGACUGCAUACCGCUGGUCAUGUACAUCCCGCCGCCGCCCGAAGAAAAGGCGCAGAAAGAGGAGUCCAAGGCAGAGGACGAUGCGCAAGGGAAGAAUGCGCAGUUGAAGGAAGAGACCGAAGGGCAGGCGUCGAGUCAAGCACCGGAGGUUCAGUACGAGUACCCGCCAAAGCCGAAGGAACCCAAGCAGCCCAAACGACACAAGUGGUUCAAGUUCCUGCGGCGAAAGCGCAAUUCGGAAGGGAAGGAUGGUGAAGAUGGUGACAUGGAUGAGAAGGUCGGCGAUGGGGAGAAGGGCGAAAGUGGGAGUGGAGCCUCGAAGCCACUGAAGUGGGAAGACCACUGGGACCUGGAGGGCUUCCCGAGCGUCGUGCUGGAGGGAAAUCGGGCGGCGUGUGCGAUCUGUUUGAUGGACUUUGAGGAGCCGAAGUGGGUGGGUGGGGUACCGCAGGUGUCAGCUGAGGCACCGCCGGCAGCGACGACGAGCAGUGCGCCGACAGCGGCCGAUGGGCCGGCAGAGGCGGAAGAUGCGCUGGAGCGACUACGACUCGAGGAUGCGGGCGAGGGCGCGCAGCCGCUGAGGUUGCUUGCUUGUGGGCACGUGUUCCAUCAAACAUGCCUCGACCCAUGGCUCAUCGACGUCUCCGGUCGCUGUCCGGUCUGCCAGCGUCCUGUUGAGAUACCAGAACCACCGCCAAAGAAGGAAAGGAGGCGAGGGAGGCGAUAG